AUGUCGCUCGGAGACAAGUCGCAGCGGGACCUGGACAAAAUUGGCGGCAUUAUUGCCACCGUCAUCUUCGGGCUUUGCCUCAUCUUGCACCUUUGGCGAUGGGCACGAUACCGAUGCCACCCACUAGCCGCUACCUCGCUAUUCCUGGUGCUGCGCACUAUCGGCUGGCUGCUAGUAUUCAUUGGAGCCCUCAGAAAUGACACACUUUUAAACAAGCGCGGCCACAUAGUGAAUGCUUUGGCCUUUUGGCUUCUCAUGCUUGGCAGUUUGCUCCUCUUGGUGCGGUGGGACGCCAGCCGCCGCGGUGUCAGAUACACAAAUAUAUCAUGGGGUGCUACCGGGCUUGCAUCGCUUGGAUGCGCGGUCAUGGGUGCGCUGGAGGCUGCGGGCCAAAUUACUUGGCUCAAUAAUCCUGGAGACAAACCCACAGUGAUUCUGAAGGUGGCCGAGGUGGGAUUCGUUGUGCUUUCGGGAUGCAACGCCCUGGUGUCUCUUUUUUUCAAUUUCCGCGAGGGCCCCAUGUACCAGAAGCCAGUCGUCCGCUGUGCAUUCGUUUUUUCAUCCUUGUCCAUCUUGGUGCGCUGCCUAUUCUGGAUGCUCGUGGCGCUGCAGACCAUUUUGUUUACCGAAACAAAUCGCCAGAUAUUUCUCUACUGUCUGGGCACGGUUCUUGAGAUUGUUGCCGUGGUUUUAUGGGGCCUGUUGCCUGCAACCAAGCAUUUGAAGCCGCAUUCGGGCGCUAGUUUUGUUGAGACACCAAGUGUUAAGCUUGAUGACAGCUCGAUUAAGCCAUUGACCGGGGAGCCCGGAAAACCCUUGCACAAGCUUAGCGAGAAUGAUUUGCGCAAUUUGCCGGUCGAGUACUAUGAGGAGCCCGAGACUUCCCAUGCCAACAAUGCUGAUAUUAGUCAGUUCGGUACGACACAGGCGGGCGCAUUUGGCAGCUACAGCAGCACGUACCAGGGAACUCAUCAGAGUAUGGUGCCCGGAAGCUCCAGCGCAUAUUCAUCGUAUGGACAUCAGCAGAUGCAGCAGCAGGCGCAGGCGCAGCAGCAGGCACAACCAGCGAGCACAUUUGUGACCAACCCUUGGUCCGGAUCAACAAGCAGCUUGGUUCCCCCUGGGACAUUGUACGACCCCAGGCAGCAGCCGUUCAUUGCUCCGCCGCAGGCAAUGGGCCAACAGCAGCCUGUUAUGAUUACGGGCCAACCCGUGGGCUUCAUGUCCUUCCCGACCCAAAUCCAACAGAUACCACAGCAGCCGAUGCGAGAGCAGCACCAUAUGAGCAUGCCAUAUGUCCCUGUGGUAAGUGCUGUUCCCCACCAAUCUGUCAGUUUUGUUGCGCCCACAAUGAAUGGCCAGUUUGCGCAGUCCUCCCAGUACCCUGUUUAUGUGAGGACUCCAGCGCCAACUUUGCUUGGUGGGAAUCAGACUCGAGGCCCACAGACUGAUGGUUCGGCGCAAGAGUCUGAGAGCGACUACUUUGCAGGCAGAGACUAUGUCAACGUGGAUACCAGCCAGUCGCACACCCAGCAGCAGCAUAAUUCGUACAACUGA
Molecule: messenger RNA, 1557 nt
Organism: Kickxella alabastrina
Lineage: Eukaryota; Fungi; Kickxellomycota; Kickxellomycetes; Kickxellales; Kickxellaceae
Exons: 1
Coding region: 1-1557 (518 amino acids)
Source: RefSeq, a predicted model, not a curated record